AUGAAUAAAAUAUUCAUACGUUGCCUUUAGCAUUUAGUAAAUUAAGAAUUAAAAAUAUAAAUAGCAUCGAAACAUCUCAAUAUAUUUGAAGAAGAAUUAAGACUCAUCAAGAAUGAUAAUUUAAUUAAAUACCUACUCAUUAUUUGCAUAGGAUAUGUAAAAUAAAAGGUAGAAGAUAUAAAUCAUGAAACAAUCAAAUUAUUAGCUAGUAUAUAUAUUCAUUUAGAUUCAUUCAAAGAAAAGUCUAUUCAUUAAGGAUUGAAAAUUUUGAGAAUUAAAGUUCCCUUUUUAGAAAAGCAUGUUUGA
This is a messenger RNA of Paramecium sonneborni, 306 nucleotides long. The record is from the annotation of a GenBank genome assembly. NCBI's taxonomy places the organism in Eukaryota, Ciliophora, Oligohymenophorea, Peniculida, Parameciidae.